Zea mays is the source of this 1768-nucleotide messenger RNA. RefSeq lists its product as uncharacterized. The record is from RefSeq and is a predicted model, not a curated record. The transcript is spliced from 6 exons. Lineage: Eukaryota; Viridiplantae; Streptophyta; Magnoliopsida; Poales; Poaceae. Bases 230 to 1501 code for a protein of 423 amino acids.
AGCGCGGAGGAACAACCGAACAAACAGGCCAGCGCUCUGUACCGGCGUUUCUCCUCCUGUCUCCUCCCCGCUCGCGCUGUCGCUUCGCCGCUUCAGAUCCAAACCCGCGUAUUAAAAAGCGCUCCAAGCGACCAAAACCCUAACCCUAAUCACCGCAAUUCCCCAAUCAUCGGCCCCGCGCAAAACCCUAGCCCAGCGCCACCUACCCGUCCCUCUCGCCGCCGCCGACAUGGCAGGCUCAUCCGGCGGCGCAGCCUCCUCUUCCUCCUCCCGUGGCGUGCCGGAGAACAGGUUCUAUAAUCCUCCCCACGUACGACGCCAACAGCAGCAGCAGGGGCAACGGCCGUUGCGGCCCGCAUCACCGUCGCCCUCGCCGCGGCCGGUGCGGCAGAAGCCCCCUCCGCCGGCGGCGGCCGUUGCCGCGUCGGCGGAUGUGGACAUCCGGGUGGAUUCCGACGACUCUUCGUCGACGACCUCGUCCAAGCCAUCGGUGGCGUCCACCGCGGCUACUGCAGCAGCGGGUGAGGUGAAUGUGGCCGUGGCGGAGGCGGAGGCUGGGAAUUUGGAGAGGUUCCUCGCCUCCACGACGCCCUCUGUGACCGCUCAGUUCUUGCCCAUGUCAAGCCUAAGGAUGCGGCGAGGUGGUGAUGCUAUGGAUUCACGACCUUAUUUCUGCCUGGGAGAUCUUUGGGAAUCAUUCAGGGAAUGGAGUGCUUAUGGGGCCGGUGUUCCACUUGUGCUAAAUGGCAGUGACUCUGUGAUUCAGUAUUAUGUGCCAUAUCUUUCUGCUAUCCAACUAUUUGCAGAUCCAUCAAGACCUGCUUCAAGAAACAGGCGUCCUGGGGAUGAAAGUGAUGGGGACUCUAUGGAUACUAGCAGUGAGAGCAGCAUUGAGAAUGACGUUGAGCGGCUAAGAGUCUCAUCAUCACUGGAAGGUAAACAUCGACUGGAAAAUGGUGGCAUACGAAGUGAUGAUGGUGAAGGCGAUGCAUCUUCAAGUUUUCCAAUAUUUCAGUAUAUGGAGAGGGAUCCUCCAUAUGGUAGAGAGCCUCUGACAGACAAGGUAUCAACUCUUGCACACAGAUUUCCAGCUCUGAAGACAUUCAAAAGCUGUGAUCUUCUGCCAUCGAGCUGGAUGUCUGUUGCAUGGUACCCCAUUUAUAGAAUUCCAACAGGGCCAACAUUGAAGGAUCUCGAUGCCUGUUUUUUGACAUUCCAUUGCCUAGCAACACCUUGCAAGGAUUGUGACCCUCCUACGCCAGCAUGCCCUGGCUUUGGGGGAAUUAACCGCGGCACGACUGCAGCUGGGAAACUAUCUUUGCCUAUCUUUGGGCUGGCACCUUACAAAUUACGUGCCUCCAUUUGGACAUCUGACAAAACUCAAGAACGGGACCUCGUCACCUCUCUGAUGCAGGAGGCUGACAGCUGGCUCCGCAGAAUACAAGUAGACCAUCCGGAUUUCCGGUUUUUCGUAUCCCAUUUCAGUACAACGUGGAGAUGACCCGUGGCUGUAAAUGGUUCAUUUAGUAUGAAUAUGGCAUAGAGACACCUGAGUGCCCUUUUGUAACGGGGGGGAAUGUAUGAGUUAUAAGCCUGCGUGCAUAACUUUUUCUCUUGUCUCCAGUAAGCUGUAUCUUUUGUAGGUUUGUUUUGUUGUGGGGUGAAAGUAAAGAUGGAUGGUGGAAAAAGCAAAAUUGGAGGCAUUGUGGAACUGAAGUGAAAUAUGGGGAAAAAAGAAUAAAGAUUUCCAGUUAUUAGAGUUGAGAAA